Cheilinus undulatus (humphead wrasse) is the source of this 1038-nucleotide messenger RNA. It is a transcript of the gene tmem186, whose product is annotated as transmembrane protein 186. NCBI's taxonomy places the organism in Eukaryota, Metazoa, Chordata, Actinopteri, Labriformes, Labridae. Gene Ontology annotation, cellular component: mitochondrion. The record is from RefSeq and is a predicted model, not a curated record. Bases 118 to 786 code for a protein of 222 amino acids. The transcript is spliced from 2 exons.
UACUUCCGGGUCGGCGUAUGUGCUUCCGGUUACAUUACAGUACACCUUUGCCUCUUCUUAAAAAUAAAAGCUUUAUUUUUCCAUGUUCUCUAUCCCGUAUUUAGUUCGUCGCCGGUCAUGAACAGAUCAGUGGUGCUGCGUAGGCUGACCUCCCGCAUCCUGUCCUGUACCAGGGGAUCAUGUCUGCUCACAGGCCGGAUGACAUAUGGUGUGCAGCCUCAUUUACCAGGUCACACACCUGCCCAGCAGAACUUUAGUGGACACUUUAUACCUAAAAUCACAGCCCUUGUCAGGUAUUCAGACUUGUCCACACAGAAAUACACCAUGAUUUACACCCUGCCACACAUAAAACUCCUUAGAGCCGUGUCCAGGCUCAAACUGCUCCAAACUGCUUUCACUCUGGUCAUUCUGCCACCAGUAUUAGCCCUAUAUCUCCACGGAGAUGUCUCCCUCUUUCUUGUCAGCUACACAACCGGGAUAGCACUGUUUGCUGGUGUCAUGCUAUACACUGCCAGUCACUUUUUCAGAAGGAUUGUUGGAAUGAUGUACCUGGACCCAUCACAGAGCACUCUCAAAGUGAGCCACCUCACCUUCUGGGGCAAGCGUAACGACAUCUUCCUACCUGUGUCGGAUGUAAUGACCAUCGCUGACACAGGGGACUCUCUAAAUGAGACAAUAUUGAAGCUGAAGACCUACAGCAACCCACAGACAUUUUAUUUCUCCAUCUAUUAUGGACGUGUUGUGGACAAGCAGGGCUUUGAGAAAGUGUUUGGAACCUUACAAUAAUGAUCUGUGGAAAAACUACAGGCUAAGAUGAUAUUUGUCAACAGUUAAUAUUAUUGAUUACUGAAAACAAGAUUUACUGGCAUCUGUCUGGCUGUCAUGCCCACCAGUAAAGAUGAUUUGUGAUUUACUCAGUUAAACUUGCUUUAACAAGCCUUAGCAGGACUGAGGCUUCAGAGUGAAAUGGUAAAUGUCCAAGACAGCUCUGCUAACUUAUGUUUAGAAACAAUGAAUUAAAUGUGAAAAGCUGGUAAA